UCUAAUGCCUCACAAUGGACGAGUUCUUAUGUCAAGAAGCUGUUUUCGGCGUAUCGAGACCGAUAAAGCAACCAUUUCGGUGUCUAUUGUGCAAGUAUGUGCAGCCAGGGUCGUCUUUCGUCUGCGCCAAAUGUGUCAACGAAGGGAACUUCUUCAAGUUGUCUGACGUCACGAGACUCGAAACAUACGCUGCGGGUAAGGAGAAACUCGAACGUUUGAAGAAAGAAAUCGAAGAAAUGAAACGCAAAGUGUUGGAGAGGGUCGACUGUUUGUCGGAACAUCGAGACAAGGUGGCUGCUAAGCAUGCGUGCAGGAUGAGAUUAGAACCGUUGAAACAAGCUGUUUCGGAGUCAGAGACUAGUUAUCGAGAAGACCUUGAAACUUGUAAGAGAUUACACAAGAAUAAGAAAAGAUUGUCAUCAGAAGUGGAUUCUCUUUGUCAAAGAAUAAAGAAAUGGGAAACAUUUCGAGUCAAACUAAAGGAUAAAAUAUUGAAGACACAUAGAAUGCAUAGACAAACUUGUUUGGACUUAGGUAGGGAAAGGAAGAAACUGAUUGACGAGUUGACAACUGUUGUUAUUCCUAUUUGUCGCAUCACUCCAUUGAGAUCAGUUCCUGUUCAAAAUCAACUUGCUUUGGGUAGCAACACUCAGACAGGCGUAUUGAAUGGAUUUGAUGCGACAGCCUUGAUAGUUAGCCAGCUGGCAGAUGCUGUUACCGAUGCAAUUGUUGAGAAUUCUGUGUGCUUGAAAACAAGGGAUUCUGAAGUUCAGUCACCUGAUGCUCGUUGCGAGAAAGUUAGUAAUGUAUUUGGCAACCAUUACAAUGGAACUGAUUGGUCUAAGGUGGAGUACAGUAUAUGUGGCAUUACAACGCUCACUUGUAAUCGCGUCAAAGACUGUGAAGAUUGGGUUCAGCUGAGCAGUGCAGAGGAACUAUCAGACGAUGCAGAUGAUGUACCUUGCAACAAAGAAACACCAUCUGUAUUGGCUGCUCUCUCAUACGUAGCACACUUGGUACCCCAGGUGUCAAAAAUUCUACAGAUUAACGUUCCUCACAUUGUCUCUCUCCAAACAUUUAGUAUGUACACAUUGACUCCAAUGGCCUUACAGGCUCAAAUUGCUAAGUUGCAAGUAAAUGUGUUACACCUUUGCUUUCCUCUGAGAUUACCUUACUCAGUUCUAUUGCCUCAACAUAUCCUUCACAAUCUUCUGACGUGUCUUGAACUGCCAUCAGAUAUGUUUGCAGGUCAUCGUUCAUACACUUUUUAUGAUGAUCUGUUGCCUGAAAUUCCUGCUGAUUGGGAGACCGUCGAUGUUGUACAUGAAAUAGACUCUAGAGUUAUAGAAUCUUCAAUAUUUGAUGAGAACGAGAUGGACAAUAAUGAUGAUAUCGAUCAUGGAGAGUGGGAAGCUGUAGAGCCAUUGCCUGAGGUAAGAUUAGUUGACAAGACGGACGACAAUCCAGAAUUUCCUAUGAGUAGCUCUCAAGCUGGUGGAGUGUUAACUUCAACUCUCGCUCAAGUUUCUAAUUUGUGGAGGGCAGCCACUGGUCGAAAGUAAAUGUUUUGUACUACAAGUUUAUUUUUAUUGUUCAAGACAUUACAUGUUACAUAGUGCAUUUUCUUUAUGUACUGUAUGUGUACAUGUACAUAUUUUUAUUUUCCUCUCAACAAGACGAUAAUAAGAACAUACGUAAUAUAUGUACAAGUAACAUGUACAGUACUUGAAUGAUAAUCUCUGCACUAGUGACAUUACACAGCUUAUUACUAUAAUGCUGGCUGACUGUUUUAUUGUCAAAUGCUGUGGAGUAGUUAGAGAAAUAUGUUAGAAGAGCAAUACAGUCGCAUAUAAAGUUACUGCUCAAUGUAAGUCACAUGCAUAUGGAUGCAUCUGACUUGUGCAACAAGUUAGGGGCAACUGUACUGCAUAUGGUUAACGGUAAAUUACAGACUUAUAAAAUUGUUAGGAGAGAGAAAGGAAGACAAGAUGUAAUGGUAUACAGCCAUGCUAGAAGUUGAAUAGGCAAAUGAGACAAUCACAAUUCAAUGGAAUCUAAUUAUAUGAACAGGACAAGAAUUAACUGGCCGGAUGUACUGUACU
Molecule: messenger RNA, 2102 nt
Organism: Corticium candelabrum
Lineage: Eukaryota; Metazoa; Porifera; Homoscleromorpha; Homosclerophorida; Plakinidae
Product: beclin 1-associated autophagy-related key regulator-like
Exons: 11
Coding region: 15-1562 (515 amino acids)
Biological process (GO): mitophagy; cellular response to starvation; autophagosome assembly
Cellular component (GO): extrinsic component of omegasome membrane; autophagosome; phosphatidylinositol 3-kinase complex, class III
Source: RefSeq, a predicted model, not a curated record